Penicillium malachiteum is the source of this 1698-nucleotide messenger RNA. RefSeq lists its product as uncharacterized. The transcript has 11 exons. Bases 1 to 1698 code for a protein of 565 amino acids. Lineage: Eukaryota; Fungi; Ascomycota; Eurotiomycetes; Eurotiales; Aspergillaceae. Gene Ontology annotation, molecular function: transmembrane transporter activity. The record is from RefSeq and is a predicted model, not a curated record. Gene Ontology annotation, biological process: transmembrane transport.
AUGAUGACUGAGAUUGAGAAGAAUGAGGCUUCUAGCCCAGUUGCUGCUUCAGCACCAAGCUCAGUUGAUGAGACAAGUGAGCCUGCUGUCGUGACGCUGAAAACAUGGUUUGUUGCUUUGAUCUUAUCUUGCGGAUAUGGUCUAUCAUUCUGGCCUGUCCCUGUUGUGUCUGCGAUUGGUUCCUCGCUGUCUGCAGACAUGGGCGACGCUGAUGGUUAUAUCUGGUUUGUUCCGGCAUGGACCAUCUCCAUCACAUGCUCCUUCCUGCUCUUUGGACCAAACACAGAUCUUCUGGGUCGACGAUGGUUCCUUGUGCUUGGUAACCUGGUUACUUUUGCUGGUCACAUCAUCGUCGCUUCAGCAAAGACCUCUAACCAAAUCAUUGCUGGUUUGGUUGUCACAGGAUUUGGUGGAGCAAACUGCCAGAUGGCUGCAUUUGCCCUUCCUGAACUUCUUCCAAACAAGUGGCGACACAUCGGUGUCGUGCUCGCUGAUUCGACUGUGUACAUCGCUGUCAUUGUUGCACCCGUUACAGCCCGCUUUGGAUAUGAGAUGAAUCACUGGGCAUGGAAUUUCUGGGGACCCGCCAUUUUCCAGGGUCUGUCUUUCAUCGGACUCCUCCUGCUCUACCACCCUCCUAAGCAUCCUCUCGGUAUCUCUUACAUGGAGGCAUUCAAGUCGAUGGAUUACCUUGGUGCUUUCCUUUUCAUCGGUGGUGUCGUGCCUUUCCUCUUGGGUAUCGUCUGGGCCAAUGUCUACUCAUCCACAGACCCCCAUGUGGUGGCAUCACUAGUCGUUGGAGCAGUUGUACUCCUCUGCUUUGCUCUCUGGGAAACCUUCGGCAACCUCAAGUACCCACUUGCUCCCACAGCGAUUUUCACCAGCUCAUACGGCCGUGACUUCACUGCACCUGUUAUCGCCCUGGGAGUCAUCAACAUGUUCUACUACUCCUCAAGCAUCUUGUGGCCUGAAAUGAUUGAUGCUUUCUACACUAACUUCGAUGCGGAUUGGAGAUAUGCCGUUGUCCUAUCCCUGCCUCAAGGCCUCGGUAUUCUGUUUGGUGCUCUUCUGCUCACUUUCUUUGGUAGCUACAUCCGUAACUGGCAGUGGCAGUUAACCGGCUCCGUGUUUGUGAUGGUUCUGUUUGGAUCUCUACUUGGUUUGGUUUCGCCUCAUAACAAGGGCAUGAUGAUUGCCUUCUUGUUCCUCUCUCAGGUUGGUUUUGGCUGGGGUAUUUACCUAAGCAUUGCUAUCUGCCAAAUGGGUGUAACCCAACAGAACCUUGGUGUGAGUGGAGGUAUCUCAGGAUGUCUUCGCUUUGCGGCUGGUGCAGUUGCCACCACAAUUUACGAGGUCGUGUUUGAUAAGAGUCUUACCAAAUACAUGGACAAGUAUAUCCCAGAUGCAGUUACUGCCGCUGGUCUGUCAGACUCCAAGGUUACAGGUUUGAUGAGCGUCGUCUCCGGUGGCGCCUCCGCUCUGAGCUCCUAUAGCCCGGCAGUCGCUUCUGCUGCGGUGAGUGCUCUAGAGCAUGCCUACUGCAAAGCCAUCUUUAUCGUUGCAAUGGUUUCCAUGGCCUUUGGUAUUGUGGGACUCAUCGCUUGUCUGUGUUGCAAAGACGUUGAUGCUAAGAUGACCAACAAGAUUGAGGUCUAUCUUGAAAAUACCAAGCAGGCGGAUCGAAACACUUUCCACUAG